AAGAAGAAGCAGUAGGAUCGGGCUCGGUCGUUGCUGUCAUCAGAUCACAUCAAGACGCAUCCAGGCAGUUCAGCUAAAAUAAGUGACUCUCCUUAUUGCAAUGAUUACACCGUCAACCUGUGGUUUCGCAGUAGACACGCCGCAGCUGCAAUGAAGGCAGGGGCCUCAUCCAUGUGGGCUUCAUGCUGUGGUCUGCUGAAUGAAGUCAUGGGUACAGGGGCCGUCAGAGGCCAGCAGCCAGGGUUUGGGGCCGGCGCUGGACCCUUCAGAUUUGCACCCAGUGCGGGAUACUCUACAUACCCGCCCACCAGCUCAGGGAGUCCCAGUCUUGUAUGCAAGGCCUGUGGCCAGGCCUUCUCAGUCUUCAGGAGGAAGUAUAUUUGCUGCGACUGCAAAAAGAGCUUCUGCUCUCUGUGCUCCGUGCUUCAGGAGAAUCUGCGCAUUUGUUCCACAUGCCAUUUGCUAAAGGCAACAGCUUUUCAGCGGCCGCGGCUCAUGCGUCUAAGGGUCAAGGACCUGCGUCAAUACCUGCUGCUCCGUAACAUCCCCACCGAUACCUGCAGGGAAAAAGAGGACCUGGUGGACCUGGUGCUCUGUCACCAAGGCAUUGAAGAGGAGGAGGACCUCGAAACAGGCAGCCUUCCCUCACGAUCCCUGUAUACGACGACCCCUUCUACCACGCAGUCUGCCUCAGAGCUAUCAGCUUUCGCCGCCUCUCAGGAGGAACCGCUCAGCAGGAGUGAUAGCUCUGAUACCAACCAGGAUAUAGGUGAUGCCACAUCGGUUUCUCUCCUCAACUUGGACCCCAGUGAACACACUCCUGAGGUGAGUCCUCAGACGCGACGUCGGGCCAGAGCUUCUCUCUCAGACAUCUCCAGCUUGAGGGACAUUGAGGGCCUGUCUGUCCGGCAGUUGAAGGAGAUCCUGGCCAGGAACUUUGUCAACUAUUCAGGUUGCUGCGAGAAGUGGGAGCUGGUGGAGCGAGUCAGCAGACUCUAUAGAGAGUCAGAGGAGAACAGGAAAUCCUUGGAAAAUGUGAGCAGUACGAUAACCACAGUGGUGGCCUUCCCCCCUCCUAUCUGCAACGGUGCCAUUGGAGAUGGGGAGAAAGGUCCGCUGACGAUCCAUGAUGACAACCUGUGCAGGAUCUGCAUGGAUGCUACGAUCGACUGCGUUCUCCUGGAGUGCGGCCACAUGGUGACCUGCACCAAGUGCGGCAAGAGGAUGAGCGAGUGCCCGAUCUGCAGACAGUAUGUCGUGAGGGCCGUGCACGUCUUCAAGUCCUAAUGCAACACUGCAGCAGCACAACAGCACCUGCUUCAGAGCAGUAGCAGCUCAGACUGAGACUGUACCUUAAAUCAACCACGCAGCUCAUUACCUUUGAAUCCCCAAAAUACUUUUUUUUGUGGAUGUUCCAUGUUUUUAUUCCCCAAAUUCUCACUUUAUUUGCACAUUAAAAAACUAUGGAAAACAUGUUUUUCUUAAGAAUCGAACUCUUCAGUUUCGCCAGUGAGCAUGAGUCGUUUCCUCCAGUAAACAUAUCUCUCAUUCCUAAGGGUUUGUUUUGCUUUCUAACGGAUUUUCAAUGCAAAGAAUGUGUGGCACUCGGCCACGUGCAGGCUUGUUAUACACAACUCAUCACCCUCAGAUCUGCCUAUAAAUUGUAGCCGGCACUCAGCACCUCUCUCUACAACUGCUGCAAGUGACUACACAUCUUAGUAACAGCGAGGAUGACACACACCAAACCUCCCCACAGAAGAGAGGGGGUGAGAGAACUAGGUGCCAAAUAAUGGGUUAUGCCCUCAUGCUUCUCACCCAUUUUUUCCCUCUACUGUGUGUGGGCCAGUGUGUGAUUCUUCAGCAGAAAGCACUUUGUUCACACUGUUAAUGCACCACUGCUCACAAUCCACUGCAAACUAUAACUCAGUAAAGGUGGCUGAGGUAGGAUGUGUCCUAAUUCUUGAAUACUUGUUCAAACUAGAGCUUGAGUGAUUUUGUUUUUUUAAAGACCACUAACUUUGUAAAUGUCAGCUAGGGAAGCUGAUCAGAAAAUCAUUGAGCUCAUGUUGUUUUUUAAAAAUUAGAGAGCAGAGAUACUCGAGUGUUACUCAGCCCACAAAUGAACAGGCGCUCUGCCCUUGUGAUUCAAGAAUAUUGGUGAUUGAUGAUUGUGAUUCAUGUUUUGUUCACUUAUUUUAUUAUAGAAGCGCUUAUCGUAAUGCUUCGCACAAUUAAAAAUGAUCAUACAAAGUCUGUCAUUACAGCAAUAGCUAAUCUCCGCUGUCACCUCAGUCCUGUCUCUGCACUUUAGCGGAGACAAAACAACAAAAAAACGGUGCUAAUUCAUCCGACCAUCUUCCCUGUUUUCCAGCUGAACUGUGGAUGUGAAACUGAAUGUUUUUAUUUUAUUUUUCAUUGUCGUCGUAUAUUGUUGGGAGUGGAAUGAAGUGUCUUAAUGCUUUCAGUUGAUUUUCUCUUAUGUAGGAGUAAUGUAAUGAACUAACUAUUCAAAGAUAUAGCUACAAGUUUACUGAUACCUGUGAUAUAUAAAGUAUAUAGAAAUAAAUACUUGCUAAUGUACAUUUGCAUAUAUUGAUCCAUAUGAGAUGUAUAUAUCUAUAUUUUUUUUCCAUUUGAUUUGAAUUGUGUAAUAUCAGAUUAUUGAAAUGUCCCUGGGAUUGGGUUAGUUUAUAAUUACAGAGUUAGGUUUUUCUUGUCAAGUGAUUUGAAAUGUGUUAAUCUGCAUAGGUUUGCUUGAAAUAUCUUUCUCUAUUGUACCGGAGCAUGACAACAGCCUGUGUGACACUGAUUAUGUUCCCCCCCCCCCUAUCAUUCCCAUCCUUCCUACCUUAUACAACUCUGGUCCCCCCCUUUCCCCCUCCGCUCCUGCCCAUUUAGAAAUAUCCAGCUCUGUACUGUACCCACACAAAGUCAACACUGCUGCUAUUACAGUAAAGAUGUCCCCUGCCAUUAUUAACAGUAGCGGAGCUGGUUGCACUUUUCCUUUAGAGAGGGUGUAAUUGUGUGCAAGGUUUGGUCUUUGUAUUUGGGAAUGUUGAACUUUUUAUUUUGGUAAUUAAAGAUUUUAAUUAAAAGUCUGUUUUUGUAUACAGAUGCAUCAUAAA
Molecule: messenger RNA, 3125 nt
Organism: Scomber scombrus (Atlantic mackerel)
Lineage: Eukaryota; Metazoa; Chordata; Actinopteri; Scombriformes; Scombridae
Gene: rnf34a
Product: ring finger protein 34a
Exons: 8
Coding region: 151-1287 (378 amino acids)
Biological process (GO): protein K48-linked ubiquitination; negative regulation of extrinsic apoptotic signaling pathway via death domain receptors; proteasome-mediated ubiquitin-dependent protein catabolic process
Cellular component (GO): plasma membrane; cytoplasm
Molecular function (GO): ubiquitin protein ligase activity
Source: RefSeq, a predicted model, not a curated record